Messenger RNA from Tachyglossus aculeatus (Australian echidna), 1427 nucleotides. It is a transcript of the gene DLK1, whose product is annotated as delta like non-canonical Notch ligand 1. The transcript has 5 exons. Lineage: Eukaryota; Metazoa; Chordata; Mammalia; Monotremata; Tachyglossidae. Gene Ontology annotation, molecular function: calcium ion binding. Gene Ontology annotation, cellular component: plasma membrane; protein-containing complex. The coding region runs from base 5 to 1108 and encodes 367 amino acids. Gene Ontology annotation, biological process: heterophilic cell-cell adhesion; establishment or maintenance of epithelial cell apical/basal polarity. The record is from RefSeq and is a predicted model, not a curated record.
GGUGAUGGAGGGGCCGGUGGAGCCUCGACUGCUCUGCGCCUUCCUCCUGCCCCUCGCCCUCUCCUCCGCUGCCCAAGGAAUUGCUUGUAAGCCAGGAUGUCACCCUACAAAUGGAUUCUGUGCCAACCCCAGUGAGUGCAGAUGUCAGCCAGGAUGGAGGGGGCCUCUCUGCACCGAAUGCAUUCCCUUUCCAGGGUGUCUGCACGGCGGAUGUACCCUCCCCUGGCAGUGUGUCUGCCAAGAAGGCUGGGUUGGAAGUCUGUGUGACAUAGAUACUCACCCUUGCUCUGCAACACCCUGCACCAACAACUCCACCUGCAUCGAGACAGGAGGUGGGGGCUAUGUCUGCUUAUGUGCCCCAGGGUUUACUGGGAAAAACUGCCAUCUCAGGAAAGGACCCUGUAUCAUAAAUGGCUCUCCCUGUCAGAAUGGUGGCGCCUGCGUGGACAGCAACGGCUCGGCCCCCCAUGCCUCCUGCCUGUGCCCCAGCCGCUUCACCGGCCGUUUCUGUGAGAUCGACGCCGACGACUGUGACCCCAACCCGUGCGCCCACGGUGGCGCAUGCACCGACGUCGGCCGGGACUUCCGCUGCCGUUGCCCCGCCGGCUUCACGGGCAAGUCCUGUGGCCACAGGCUCCCGGCCUGCCUGGACUCCACAGGUGGGGCCAGCCUCUCCGGCCCGACAUGCUCCCACUCUGGCCAGAACUCCACCGGACUAGGUGGGAGUCCAGAGCAUAAGGAGGGGCCCAGAGACCCUCCAGCCCCAGAAGUGCCCCACAGGGUGGCCGGUCGCCACCAGGAGCGCCACGUUCUGAAGAUCACCGUAAAGGAGGUGAUCCGACACACAGACCCGUGGCUCAGCCACAGCCAGGUGACCUGCCUCAUCGUCCUCAGUUUACUGACCUGCCUGGUGGUGCUGGGGACUACGGCCAUCGUCUUUUACUCCAAGUGUGAGAUGUGGCUUGCCAAUGCCAAGUACAGCCGCCUCUUGCACAAGAAGAAGCACUGCCUGAUGACUGCGAACAAUGGCGAGAAUCUCUCGGUCAACAUCAUAUUCCCGGAAAAGGUCAAAUUGACUAGCUACAGCACAUGCUCCGCUGCCAUGUGAUGACCCCCAGUCCCGGCCGCGGUCCGUGCCAAGAAGAGCGUCUCCAGGAGCUUGCAGUGGCUUCUUCUCCCAUCUGUGGUUUCCCGACUGUGUUUUUGUGCCGAGGGAUGGUAGUCAUCUCACGUUUGUUUCUGCUCCCGACACAAAAGGUCAAAGAACCAGUCCGAGUAGAGUGUGAAAGUGAUGAAUUUGAUUUUUGGAAAGGCAGCUAUCUUUUGUAAAAUAAAUGUUCCCACCAAAGCUUGUUUUAUCAUUCCUGCUUCGAUAGCACUUGUAAAGUAGAUGUGGAGUCCCGUUUUAAUAAACUCUGUCUAAGGGC